GACGAUUUAUUACUUGAACAAAAAUAAAAUAAAAAAAAUUCUGACGAUCAGUGAAUUUAUGGUCCACUGAAACUCAAAAAACGCUGCCCAAAAUAUUUAUAUGGUUUUCUUUUUCUCUUCCCUCCUCACGCCCUCUUCUUUCUCUCUCAUCAAUCUCUUCUUUUGUGCCGGCGCCAAACUUUACCCUAGCUCUUUCUCUCUCCAUUUCUCCGAACAAAGACUUUAUUCAUCAGAUCUGGAAGUUUUGAAUUAAUUUGUUGCAGCUGAUUUAACUUUGCUAGGUUUAUAGCGAGUCAACUAAUUCAAGGAUAAUAUGCGUCUAUGACAUUAUUGCAAACUAUACACUUGUGGGUUGGCCUUUUUUAUGAUCUUCUCGUCAAAUUGCCAGUAAUUUAGUUUCUUUGCUGAUCCUUUAUAGAAGCAAUGGACCGGUGUGAUACCUCAGGGUUCGUUAGCGGGGGUGGGAUGUGCUCUCCUAGAUACUGUUAACCCUAGUUUAGGUUUGUAGUUAUUAGGUAAACCUGGAAGUCAGGAAGGACUGAUAUCUGUGGCUGAGAUUUCUGUUGGGCGUGAGUGUUGUAAUUUUGAUUGGUUUAUGGGAACUAGGAACCCAGGAGCAGGCUUUUGUCCUGGUAAUUUAUCAAAUGUGUUUAAGAAUAUGGGUGAUUCACUGCAAGUAGGAGGUUCGGGAUCUGAUCAUCGUGCAGAUACGAUGUUACAGCUUCAAUCCAUUGGCUCCGAUGCCCCUCAAUUAUUGUCAUCAAAGGGAACGAAACGGAAGUGGGGUUGUAGGGGUGGAAACAUGGGAUUGUAUGUCGACUCCUCACUUUGUCUAGGACUGCACCGUUCAUCAAGUUCAUCAGACAGCAAAGGUAGUUCGGCAACUGCGUGCACGACAAUUUCUUCUGCCAAAGAAACCGAAGCAGAGUCCUCAAUGGAUCUUGAUUUGGACUUUACUCUACACCUUGGCAGUGACAAAUCUCCUAGUCCCAAGAAACCUGCAGUCUCAAAAUUCAAGAGAUUGGGUUCGCAGCUGAAUCUUGACUUAGAACUGAGUCUCUCAACUAGCCCUCUUGAAUCAGACAUCACUAGCAUCUUUGAAGGCAUAGAUGCUCCUCAGAGUGGUAUAGCACCAUUGGCUGUUCGAGCCACACAAUUUGUCGAUAAUGAAUCUGCUUCAUCUCACUGGAAUGCUGAAAAUUCCUCAUCACCCGUGUCCCUCUCUCCUGGUGCAGUAGGAAAUAUUAUUUUGAAGCCCAUUCCAAGAAAAGUCGAUCUGAAUUGUAUCACCCCUGAUGUCUCAGCAAGCACAUUAAGUGUGCCUAAAAGCUCAGUCACCUGUUCUUCCGGGAUUGUGCAGCGGCCGCAUCAGCCGCAACGUGGAAGUAGUUUAAAACUUUGUCAGUUUAAUGGAUGUGAAAAGGGAGCAAGAGGUGCUUCUGGUCUCUGUAUUGCUCAUGGUGGUGGGAGAAGGUGCCAAAGGCCUGGCUGCAACAAGGGAGCUGAAGGGAGGACAGCCCUUUGCAAAGCACAUGGAGGUGGAAGAAGAUGUGAGUUUCUUGGUUGCACAAAGAGUGCUGAAGGACGCACAGAUUUCUGCAUUGCACAUGGUGGUGGGCGUCGAUGUGGUCAUGACAAUUGCUCCCGUGCUGCUCGAGGAAAGUCUGGGUUGUGUAUAAGGCAUGGUGGCGGUAAGAGAUGUCAAAGAGAGAACUGCACCAGGAGUGCAGAAGGUUUGUCAGGUUUGUGCAUAUCACAUGGUGGAGGUCGACGAUGCCAACAUCCAGAGUGCAAUAAGGGAGCUCAAGGAAGCACAAUGUUCUGCAAAGCACAUGGUGGGGGGAAACGAUGCACUGUUGAAGGGUGUACCAGAGGUGCUGAGGGAAGCACACCUUUCUGCAAGGGCCAUGGUGGAGGGAAGAGGUGCUCUUUUCCUGGAUGCCCAAAGAGUGUCCAUGGUGGAACCUCUUUCUGUGUGGCCCAUGGAGGUGGCAAGAGGUGCGCUGUCACGGGUUGCACCAAAAGUGCAAGAGGAAGAACAGAUUUCUGUGUUCGUCAUGGCGGAGGAAAAAGGUGUAAAUUUGACGGCUGUGGCAAAAGUGCACAAGGUAGCACUGAUUUCUGCAAAGCACAUGGAGGUGGGAAAAGAUGUGCAUGGGGACAAUCAGAGUCACCGUAUGGCAACCAAGCUGAUGGCCCUUGUGGCUCAUUUGCUAGGGGAAAAACUGGUCUCUGUGCAAUGCACGGGGCAUUGGUUCAAGACAAACGGGUGCACGGGGGUUUCACAUUGGGUCCUUUAUUGCAGGACCCAGAUUUUACCAACCCGGGGAAAAGGAUGAAUGCUUCUACAGGAGUAAUGAGUGUUGAUGCCAUGGGAAUGGAACUAACAGGUAUUAAUGCAGUGGGAUGGCCCGUGUCUGAUAUGAUGCAUACUCAAGUUCAAAGAGAGUGUCCAUCUCCUCCAUCUCCAGAAGGAAGAGUUCAUGGUGGAAGUUUGAUGUCAUUGCUCGCUAGCAGUUGAAGCACAACAGUAAAGCACUGUCAGUAACAGUCUCAUAGGUGUCCUGCCCGAGCCAAUAGCACUUCAAGUGCAACGAAGCUGGUUGUAGGUGACUUCUUUCAUCGUUGUUCGUUUUGGUCGUGUUUCCUAUCGUUUGCUUCUAUUUCUCUCCAUUUCAAAGUUCAGUCUACAUAUCAAGGUUCUAGUUUUGCUGCAUUUAUAAUUAUGAUGAUGAUGAUGAUGAUAAAUAGCUCUCCUGCGCAGUAUUGAUUGCAAUAGCUCGGUUGAUUCAAAAAUUUUGGAGUUGCAAUUUUAGAAUCAGGAGAAUGUUAAGAUGAGUAUUUCAAAUUUUCAGUUCACCCUGUUUUCUCUUGUAAAUAGGAUUGUUAAUCUGGUCAGCAAGGUUCAGAAUAAAAUUGCUCUAGAUUUAUGUACGCCUUUUUCUGUCUGUCGAUGAACAUGGUUACAUUGUACAUUUUCAAUAUUAUUCUUGAACUUGGUCAGUUCUUUUUCUUGUUGACCGUUAAA
Molecule: messenger RNA, 3028 nt
Organism: Beta vulgaris subsp. vulgaris (sugar beet)
Lineage: Eukaryota; Viridiplantae; Streptophyta; Magnoliopsida; Caryophyllales; Amaranthaceae
Exons: 3
Coding region: 596-2521 (641 amino acids)
Source: RefSeq, a predicted model, not a curated record